AUGCCACUCGAGGUCCGACCACUUGUCCAGUACUCUACACAGGCUCGUCUCCUGCGUAGACCUGUUUUCAUUCAACCUUCCCUCGAGGUCAGCGACCCUCCAUCAGUGGUUUGGGGAUUCCCACGUCUAGAGAAGCUCGAAGCGCCAUACUCCUUUCGGGGCUCUCUCCACAGUAUCUGCUCCCCUUCGUUGAGAAGACUCAUUCUACGCCCGUGUUCUAAGUUCCAUGGGCCACGGGAAUACUACUUCGCCACUCCCGCAGAGCUUGUCUGGGCCCUCGCAAACACACCGUCACUAGAGCUCCUGGAUGUUGAGCUCCUUGAUGCUGAACUCGGUGGGGAGCCUAUGCGUGAGGUCUCACUUUCACGCCUCCGGACGUUACGACUCUCGGGAGACAUAUGCUCUUGUGCUAACGUCUUUCAACAUUUGGCGGUUCCCCGAGAUGUGCAAAUACAGAUCUUCCUUCCGUGGACCCGCGGCCUCCGAGUCCACUUGUUGCCCAUCAACCAGUCCAUAAGCGCUAUCGCGUCCUGGGCGGGGCAGCGCACUGAACUCGACUCGAAGUUUAAGCCGAUUCAAUCGCUGCGCAUUACAGUGCACACUGGCGGCUGUAUGCUUCAGGGCUGGAGAACUGUACGGGAUCUCUCGCGGACCCCUUGUGGCGACAACGCUUCGGAGCCACAUGCCGACGUUCAGCUUGCGAUUCCAAGGGAUGCCAGUGAAGAAUAUGUGACAUCGCUGCUCAUGUCCCUACCGAUUCAUUCCCUGCAAGUGCUCGAGAUUGGGCGCAUGGUUUUUGCGUAUGACACGCGGGGAGCGCUAGCACAUCUCUGCGUCAUGCCCAGUCUGCGUGGACUCGUCAUUACGUCCGUCCUCCCAGAGGCCGUCUUGCAGCUCAUUGCUGCCACUACUGCAAGGGAAUUCGAGUUUCGUGGGCCAGAGGGCGAAUGGCCCGAAGGAGAUCCCUCUGAAUUCUUAUUUGGCAUCCCAUACGAGCACAGUGGCACUGCGGAAGAAUUGACUCGUGUUUGUGCAAGGUAG
Messenger RNA from Phanerochaete carnosa HHB-10118-sp, 1041 nucleotides. RefSeq lists its product as uncharacterized. The coding region runs from base 1 to 1041 and encodes 346 amino acids. The record is from RefSeq and is a predicted model, not a curated record. The transcript is spliced from 2 exons. Lineage: Eukaryota; Fungi; Basidiomycota; Agaricomycetes; Polyporales; Phanerochaetaceae.